AUGACGAGUUUCAUCAGUGAAAACACUCUACUGGCCAUAUUAAAAACCAAACAUCAUUGCGAGUUCAGCUCGAUUCGUGUACUAGAUUGGCACACAGAUGAAAACAUCCUCGAAGCAGGCUCCAACUAUACAACUCGAGUAUCUCGAUUAACUAUUCGCUACCGACUUGAAAUAGGAACCCACGAGGACGACAUUUCACCCCUAGAGGAGCAUUUCUUCGUCAAAGUGCCAGGCAACGCUCCACUCUACGAACUGGCCAAAGGAUGGGGCUGUUAUGUAAACGAGGUCACGAUGUACACCGAAGUACUUCCUCAAAUGCGCAGAAUCGUCGACAACCAGGAUGAAUUUUUCGUGCCCAGACAUUACUACUCCGAUGAUGACCUGUCACUGGUGCUCGAAGACUUAUCACAAUCUGGAUACAAAUGCGCUGAUCGAAUUCAGCAACUCGACAUCGAGCAUUGCUUUUACGCCCUUCGAAGUUUAGCUAAGUUCCACGCAUUAUCCGUCAAAUUGGAAACAACCAUCGGUCUAGCCGAAUGUGUGAAACGGGAACCAAUAUUCCGGCCCGAAGGCGUAUCCGAAGUGAAUAUGGCUUUCAUCAAAUCUCAGGUUCCGGUAUUUAUCGAUAGUCUGCCGCAGAAUCUCAAAGAUCGAUAUCCGAAUAUGGUGACGUAUUUCGAGAACUUCUCGUGUGUGGAAGUUUUGAACGAUAUUACCGAUCGAUUGACCUCCACUAAGUUCAACGUUUUAUGCCACGGUGAUUUUUGGACCAAUAAUAUCAUGUUCAAGUACGACAAAUACGGUACCGUUGAAGAUGUCAAAUUAAUCGAUUUCCAAUACACUAUGUGGUCGAGCCCGGUCAGAGAUUUGAUUCAUUUCACCAUCAAUAGCGUAAAGUUCGAUGUGUACGUGAAAUAUUUCCCUCUUAUGCUGAGAAUCUAUUUGGAUACGUUAAACAGAGUACUCAUUCAGUUGAACUGUCCAAAAAAUUAUCAUAUGGACAGUCUUCUUGAGGAUUUAGAUACCAUGUAUCCGAUCGCCUUAUACGUGCUAGGUUGCGUGCUACCCAUAGGUCAGCCGGAUCCGGACGAUCCUAUCGAUUCUAUGGAACCAAACGGAGAUGUUGAGACUAAGAGUGUAAUGAACAGUACAACCAAGACGGAUAAGCAGAAACAAUUUUUAGACAUCUUGGCCAACUGGUUCGAACAUUUUGCUAAAAAAGGUACGAAUAUGAAGUGA
Molecule: messenger RNA, 1239 nt
Organism: Planococcus citri (citrus mealybug)
Lineage: Eukaryota; Metazoa; Arthropoda; Insecta; Hemiptera; Pseudococcidae
Exons: 1
Coding region: 1-1239 (412 amino acids)
Source: RefSeq, a predicted model, not a curated record